Alosa sapidissima (American shad) is the source of this 4694-nucleotide messenger RNA. RefSeq names its product family with sequence similarity 189 member A2 (gene entrep1). Bases 1886 to 3439 code for a protein of 517 amino acids. The record is from RefSeq and is a predicted model, not a curated record. Gene Ontology annotation, cellular component: membrane. Lineage: Eukaryota; Metazoa; Chordata; Actinopteri; Clupeiformes; Clupeidae. The transcript is spliced from 11 exons.
CUUUAAUUAUAUAUUAACAAUUAGCACCAAGUACAUAGGCCACCCAAGGAGAUAUAUGAACCUGAUCUAAAAUCUUACUGGUAGCCUGCUAUAAAUUGUUUACCCAAAUUACAGUUUUUUGCCAAUGGCUUACACGCUUUUUGUAUAAUAAGCCUCAUUGUGUCAAAACUCACAAGCCACAUAAGAGAGCACUUGGAGAUAAACAACUCACAUCUGUGUCAAAAUGAAACUCUACAAUCGACACCUAACAAUUAUUUUUCAAAAUGUCAUUCUUGCAACAAAAUGAUACACACAUUCACCAUUUGAAUUACUCUUUCAAGUCAACUACAACACACUGAUGUGCUUUAUGUAAAACAUUGCAAUCUUUACUAUCUGUAUUGGAAUUUUCUCAGAGUCUUAUGUGAAACUCCAAAAUAGAAAUGCUCCAAUAAUCAUUUUACAGUUGUUGUUCUUCUAACAAUUUAUUUAUUCAUCCUUUAUUUUAGCAGGUGAGUCCCAUUGAGAUCUUACAUCUCUUUUUCAAGGGAAACCUGGGCCUGCAAAAUCAAAAAUACACUAUUGCAAGUUUUACUAUUGCAAGUUUUACUAGACUAUUUUUGAACAAUGUGUCUAAUGUAAGGGACAGGAACAGUGUGUGCUUUGCCGUAAGCAUGUUGCAGAAUCGCAAAAAAAGUGCAAAGCAGAAUAUGGUAUGGUUACACUGUGUUUAAGAUAUGGUUACACUGUGUUUAAGAUAUGGUUACACUGUGUUUAAGGUAUGGUUACAAGAAGUUUAGGUUUUGAGCCUUUGGUCUAAGCAUUCAUUUUUAGUGAGCAAUUGGCAAAUAUUGUAAAACUUCUAUGAAUUUAGGCCUGGAAUUUGUCUUUAAACUAGAUGCUAAGAAUGUGUAAGGUAUUUCAUAGUAGUUAUAAUCUUCGAGAACACACCAUAUCAACUUAGUAAAGUAAAGGGUUACCAAACUAUCCCCCCCCCCUGCCCAGUAUAAUAAAAACAAUAGACAACAAUGCUAUUAUUAUUAUUAAGAAUGGAUGCAUUAUACAGCAUUCUGAAAAAUGCCAGCUAUGGCUCCUAUGUAGACAUAGCCUGUCUGUAUGCAAUAUAAAAUAUACAGUACACAAUGUUCUCACUAUGUCUAUUGAACAAGUAGUGUGAAUGCUGUCUGUGCAGCUAAAUCCAUGCUCAUAAACACAAUGAAUUUUAGUCUGCACCAGGGCACUGUGAAGACAGCAGAAACCAAAUGGUGACAAUUUAAUGGUGCGUAAAAGGUGAUUAAGGCCGGUUAGCCACAACGCAUGGAGAACUCAUUGACCUCUGCGCACACACACACACACACACAUUACUGUCAUACACAUUACUCUUAUACACACACACACACACACACACACACACACACACAAACACAUUCACAUUAUGCGCACACAUAUUUACAUCACACACACACACACACACGUCCGCCCACUGCCCUCUCCUACUGUCGACACACUUGUCUGCAUCCCUUCCCCUCCAGUGACCUCAGGAUGUCAGGGCUGAAAGCCUGUCCACAAUCGCCUGUGCCUGCAGCAAUAUUUGGUGUCCUUAGGGCACUGCUUCCAUAGGCCUCUAGUGGGGACUCUGUUAUUAGAUGAGACCAGCUGUGGUGUUUGGACCAUAAACAAAGUUACUCUCAGAUUAGGGGAAGGCAUGUUACACUCGGGGUCUCCUGAAUUGACAGUACAAACACACGCUGAAAUGUGUGAAUAGGUUGGAGAGUGGCAUGUGUGUAUGUUUUGUUUUCAUUGUUCGAAGUCUCAAUGAAGGGAAGGAGAGGUGUGGAGAAUGGAGGAGGACUGGGGCAGGAAGCAGUGUGAUUCAGAGAAAGGAAAAUAGAUUUUUUUCCAAGAGGAAAUGCUGGGCUUCCAGCCACACAGAAAGUUCACCCAGAAAGUCAUCCUCUCAGGGAUCAUAGGCCUCACAACAUGGAGACGACCGAUGCUCCUAUUGAUGAACCUGUUUGUCCUACUGUCGGUGGUCUGUGUCCUACUCAACCUGGCCGGCUUCAUCCUAUGCUGUCAGGGAGCACAGCUGGUUUCCACCAUGACAAACUGCCAGCUGAGUGAGCUUGGUGACAUCUGCAACUGUUGUGCUGAAACUCCGAUUACAAAGUGCGAGGAGGAGAAAAUGCUGAAAAUUUACCCGGGCUACUCAUGCAACACGAUGCGGGUGCUUCUUAAGAAAGUUCUCUUUGCGCUGUGUGCCUUGAAUGCUGUGACCACGGCAGUGUGCCUGGUAGCUGCGGCACUUCGAUACCUCCAGAUCUUCAGUGCCAGGCGGCCCUGCAUGGAGGAACCGCGGGGAGCUGUGGAGGAUGCCGAAGAGCCAGCCCGGCCACCCGACCCAGACGAGUUUGUGCCCCCAGCGCCACCCCCGUCCUAUUUCUCCACCUUCUACUCCUACACCCCGCGGCUGGCUCGCAGAAUGUUUGGUGACAGUGUGAUCCCCCUGCCUCAUAUAUAUGGCGCACGGAUCAAAGGGGUGGAGGUCUUCUGUCCUCUGGACCCUCCUCCUCCAUAUGAGGCAGUUCCUGGAGUAUCCAACCCCUCCACCGCCCAGGAGACAGAGAUCCAGAUGACAGAUCUGACCGAUGGAGUGAGGGACCACUCAGAGGCGGCGGCGUCCAUCACUGACAGCUGCCUGCAAACGGCGACUUCCUCAGUGGCGGCGGCCCCAGCAGCGCCAGCGACCCAGACCAGUAGGAGAGCCCACAAGCUCCGCAGGUCCAACAGUGACCCGGUGCUUUUGGACCUGGCCGCUAAAGUGUUAAGCUGCGAGGCGGCCACCCAGACGGACACAGGGACGGCCUCUGAGCAGGCGGCCUCGGGCGCGGCCAGGGUAACGCUGCGGCGGGGCCGGGGUCCUCGGCGGCCGCGGCCCACCUCCAUGGUGGACUACCAGAGCUACCGCGACACCAAGCUGCUGGUGGCGCGCUUCCUGGAGCACUCGUCCUCGUGGAGCAGGCUGGAGCCCGAGGUGCAGGAGCUGGUCAACAGCAUCAAGAGCAUGCUGCGCUCCGACGAAGAGCACAUGGAGGAGGCGGUCCGCUGCGCCAGCUUCAUAGACCAGGUCAUCACCGGGUCAGAAGCCACGACCUCGCAGCCUGCCCCGUCACUCCAGCCAGCUGCCCUGGAGGUGGCCCCUGCGCCGGAGCCCUUGGCCCAGACGCUCCCGCGCAGGAAGCGGCCAGGCCAGCUGCACCUGCGCAGCUGCGGGGACCUGAGCACCUUCACCUGGGCCGAGCUGCAGCUGGGGGUGGGCACGGUGCGCAGGGGGGUCACCGGGGAGCGCCGGCCCGGGUCUCGCGCCGCCAGCUCGCGACUGGGCUCCCGGGCAGGCAGCUCCCGACUCGGGGAGCACGACAGGCCGCACAGCCUGAUUGGGGUGUUCCGGGAAACCGUGCUGUGAGUGGCGCCACCACCUGAAACCCACCAGAACCCAAUCCAAUCCAACCCAAAGGCCACUCACCCCCAUGGCCUGUCUUGACCUUUCACCCCAUGCCUCUCUCUCGUUGCCCCAUGGCAACAACAGACAGUUUUGUACUUAAAAGACUCAUACCUGAGGGAGCACAUGUCUCCUUGGACAAGAUUAAGUUUUUAAAGUUUUUUUUUUUUUUUUUGAAGUUUGAUUUGUUUUUGUUAUCUCUGCCAAGAAGGUUAUGUUUUUGGUGUUGUUUGUUUCUUUGUCUGUCUGGCUGUCAGCAGGAUUAUGGAAAAAACUACUGGCCUGAUUUUCAUGGAAGCCUUCCACUGGAAGGAAGUAGCAUGGGCCAAGGAAGAACCUUUUAAAUUACAGGGCAGGCACAUCAUUUAGUUUUCACUUUCAUUAACAUUAUGAGGAAGGCCAUAUGGCCUUGGCUGAUGUGAGCACUCAUUGUCUGCCCCUCUAGUUUGACUCUGUGUUAAGUAACUUCAGUUUAACUCACUUCCCUUUCAGAUGUGAUUUAGAAGUAGAAUGAGAAGGACGUCAGAAAAUGUUUGAGCAAUUCAUCUUUCCUCUUACCUAAAUUAAGACAGAAAUACAGGCAUGUAAUCCCAGAUAACAGAUGGCCACACCGUUGUUAUCUCCACUGAGCUGGGAUGUUCGUUGACCAAGUCAGUGCCUUUUCACUACUGUUUCUGUUCUAGUUUCUGUGAUAUGUUCUGCCUUGUACACCUACUGUAAGUGCAUUGUGUCGUGUAUGAAUGAUUUGUUUUUAAACAUCAAGAAGUGUCAAGAAAGUAAGUGUAGCAGAAGAAUGGUAGACGUUCUGUGAAGUAUUGCCUAGCAGUGCAAUUAGUUUAUGUUUGUUUAUAUCACUUAUGGUGUAACAACAAAAAGUGUUUUGGCAUUGAUUACACACUGAAAUUGCAAUGUCCCAUCUCCUUUAGUGUUUCAGGCCACUACUGGUUGAAUACUCAGAUAACUAUACAGAUGUAAUACAAUAAUUCAGAGGCUUGAUGAGGAAAAGUGCUGACAAUCAAACAGGAGUUAAUAAAUUGUACAGUUGAAAAAGUGGUAAGUUGAAUCAUGUGUCUGUACAUGUUUUCUUUUAGUGCUUUAGAGUGAAAGCUGUCAAAAGGCUCUCCCACAGCCUGAGGUAUUAGUGUCAGGGAUAUAUAACUCAUCACUUGGGUUGUACAGACGUAUUUGACUUUUAAAGAUUAUUAAACACAUAAAACAU